Molecule: messenger RNA, 1542 nt
Organism: Arvicanthis niloticus (Nile rat)
Lineage: Eukaryota; Metazoa; Chordata; Mammalia; Rodentia; Muridae
Gene: Tsg101
Product: tumor susceptibility 101
Biological process (GO): protein modification process; endosome to lysosome transport; protein transport
Cellular component (GO): ESCRT I complex
Molecular function (GO): ubiquitin binding
Source: RefSeq, a predicted model, not a curated record
CGGCUUCCUGCUUGGCAGGGGCGGGGCGGCGGCUGCGAUUGUCUGGCGGCCUGGGGCGGCCCCGUGGCGCCUACCCUCUGCCUGUGGGGACGGAGGAGCGCGCCAUGGCGGUUUCCGAGAGUCAGCUGAAGAAGAUGAUGUCCAAGUACAAGUACAGAGAUCUAACCGUCCGUCAAACUGUCAAUGUCAUUGCUAUGUAUAAAGAUCUCAAACCUGUAUUGGAUUCAUAUGUUUUUAAUGAUGGCAGUUCCAGGGAGCUGGUGAACCUCACUGGUACAAUCCCUGUGCGUUAUCGAGCCUACUAGUUCAAUGACUAUUAAGACAGGAAAGCAUGUGGAUGCAAAUGGGAAAAUCUACCUACCUUAUCUACAUGACUGGAAACACCCCCGGUCAGAGUUGCUGGAGCUUAUUCAGAUCAUGAUUGUGAUAUUUGGAGAGGAGCCUCCGGUGUUCUCCCGGCCUACUGUGUCUGCAUCCUACCCACCAUACACAGCAACAGGGCCACCAAAUACCUCCUACAUGCCAGGCAUGCCAAGUGGAAUCUCUGCAUAUCCAUCUGGAUACCCUCCCAACCCCAGUGGUUAUCCUGGCUGUCCUUACCCACCUGCUGGCCCAUACCCUGCCACAACAAGCUCACAGUACCCUUCCCAGCCUCCUGUAACCACUGUUGGUCCCAGCAGAGAUGGUACAAUCAGCGAGGACACUAUUCGAGCAUCUCUCAUCUCAGCAGUCAGUGACAAACUGAGAUGGCGGAUGAAGGAGGAAAUGGAUGGUGCCCAGGCAGAGCUUAAUGCCUUGAAACGAACAGAGGAAGAUCUGAAAAAAGGCCACCAGAAACUGGAAGAGAUGGUCACCCGCUUAGAUCAAGAAGUAGCUGAAGUUGAUAAAAACAUAGAACUUUUGAAAAAGAAGGAUGAAGAAUUAAGUUCUGCUCUGGAGAAAAUGGAAAAUCAAUCUGAAAAUAAUGAUAUUGAUGAAGUUAUCAUUCCCACAGCCCCACUAUAUAAACAGAUUCUAAAUCUGUAUGCAGAGGAAAAUGCUAUUGAAGACACUAUCUUUUACCUUGGAGAAGCUUUGAGGCGAGGAGUAAUAGACCUGGAUGUGUUCCUGAAGCACGUCCGCCUCCUGUCCCGGAAACAGUUCCAGCUAAGGGCACUAAUGCAAAAAGCAAGAAAGACUGCAGGCCUUAGUGACCUCUACUGACCUGUGCUAUCAGCUGAAGGCUGGCCUCUUCGUAAAGCAUUCUUUUCUUCUUCUUCUUUUUUUUUUUUUUUCCUCAUCAGUAGAACCCAGAAUAAGUUAUUGCAGUUUAUCAUUCGAGUGUUAAAUAUUUUGAAUCAAUAAUAUAUUUUCUGUUUCCUUUGGGUAAAGACUGGCUUUUAUUAAUGCACUUUCUACCCUCUGUAAGCUUCUGUGCUGUGCUGGGACUGACUGGGCUAAAUAAAAUUUGUUGCAUAAUUUUUUUCUUUCUUGGAUUUGAGGAAAGAUGCACAAAAGAAACCUAAAUUCUCAUUAAUAAACAAGGCACAGUGUUUAUUGUAA